UGCACAGCCGCACGGUCCGCCCGAGCCCGGGACGCAGCGCCCCGCGGAGGAGGGCGCCGGGACGCGACGAUGGCUCCGCGGGGACUCCCGGGGUCCGCGCUCCUCGCCGCUGCCGUCUUCGUGGGAGACGCCGUGAGUUCGCCGCUGGUGGCCCCGGACACUGCUGGCAGCCGCACAUUGCACUCGAGAGCAGAGACUACCCCAUCACCCACCAACAACACGGGCAACGGACACCCAGAAUACAUUGCGUACGCGCUUGUCCCUGUGUUCUUCAUCAUGGGUCUCCUUGGUGUCUUCAUCUGCCACCUGCUGAAGAAGAAAGGGUAUCGCUGCACGACAGAGGCUGAGCAAGAGGUGGAAGAGGAAAAGGUUGAAAAGAUAGAAUUAAAUGACAGUAUAAAUGAAAACAGUGACACUGUUGGGCAGAUUGUCCACUACAUCAUGAAAAAUGAAGCAAAUGCAGAUGUUCUCAAGGCAAUGGUGGCGGACACCACCCUGGGUGAUGCUGAAAGCCCCAUGACGCCCAGCACUCCUGGAAGCCCACCUGUGAGCCCUGGACCCUUGUCCCCAGGGGGCACCCCUGGGAAGCACAUCUGCGGUCACCACCUACACACGGUGGGUGGCGCUGUGGAGCGCGAUGUGUGCCAGCGGUGCAGGCACAAGCGAUGGCACUUCAUAAGACCCACCAACAAGGCUAAGGACAGCAGACCACGGCGCCAGGGGGAGGUGACCGUCCUCUCUGUGGGCAGGUUUAGGGUGACAAAAGUGGAGCACAAGUCAAACCAGAAGGAGCGGAGAAGUUUGAUGUCCGUUAGCGGGGCCGAGAGUGUCAACGGGGAUCUGCCUGUGACGCCCGUGAAGAGAGAACGAAGCGGCACGGAGUAGCAGGCAUGGCUUUCUUUGAAGAAUUCAAAGAAACGGAAAACUUGAAAGAUAUGAAGUUGCUUCGGGAAUAUUUUUAUAUAUUUUAUAUAGUUUCUAUGAAGUCAGCAGGCAUGCAGAUAAAACCUAAAAGGGAAUUUUUUUUUUUUUGGCUAUACUGCUGGAUACAGAAUUUGGUUUGCUUUGAAACAAGUUCUGGUUUAACAAGUCUAAUGGAAAAUGUAUUAGUAGAUUCCAGGGAAGGAAAGAGCUCAUUGGUGAUCUACUGUUCAUGCUAGCCACCACUCCUGUUAGUGGCCUGUCCUGCGCAGCGUGUACACGCUCCGCUCCCCCAGGAUCACUGGGGAAAGGACGGGCGGGGAGGGGACGGGGGAGGUAC
Messenger RNA from Dipodomys ordii (Ord's kangaroo rat), 1261 nucleotides. It is a transcript of the gene Rell1, whose product is annotated as RELT-like 1. The transcript is spliced from 7 exons. The coding region runs from base 70 to 885 and encodes 271 amino acids. NCBI's taxonomy places the organism in Eukaryota, Metazoa, Chordata, Mammalia, Rodentia, Heteromyidae. Gene Ontology annotation, biological process: positive regulation of p38MAPK cascade. The record is from RefSeq and is a predicted model, not a curated record. Gene Ontology annotation, cellular component: plasma membrane.